Molecule: messenger RNA, 1668 nt
Organism: Stereum hirsutum FP-91666 SS1
Lineage: Eukaryota; Fungi; Basidiomycota; Agaricomycetes; Russulales; Stereaceae
Exons: 3
Coding region: 1-1668 (555 amino acids)
Molecular function (GO): protein binding
Source: RefSeq, a predicted model, not a curated record
AUGCACCAUGCUCUUUCGAUACCAGAGAUACUCACCCAAGUAUUCUCUGAAUUGGACCAGAGCAGUAACUGCGCCACUGCUCGAGUCUGCAAGCAAUGGUCUCCGAUAUCUCUGGACGAGGUCUGGCGCGAUGUGUUUCUGGGCGAUGUCUUUAGAUCUCUUGGGCAGAUGCGUCUACAAACGGACCACAGUGUUCCAAUCGGUGUAUCCCUAAUUUUUGUUGAACCGAUCCUGGUGGAAGACUGGACACUAUUCCUGAAAAACACGCGUCGUGUUCGGCACGUCAAAGAUCCUUUAUACUUCGAUGAUUAUCCUUUGUCAUCGGCCGCCGUGCAAGAAAUCCUCUCCUCCCGCACGAGCGCCCAAAUCUUUCCCAACUUGCGAUCUAUACGCGGCUUCAUUCUGGGUUAUAGCUUCGAGCCCAUGUUCAUGUCGAACAAUGUCCUUGAAAUCGCGAUCGUCUUGAAGCGUCGUGGCAAUCAGUGGCCCACGAUCGAGGCGUUCCACAAGCGUGUCCUUCUCAUCAUCAAUCGUAUGCCGAAUAUAGAGCGACUGUCAAUCAUCUCCGAUAGUCCUUUCGAAGAACUCGAAGAGGACAUCUCCCUCCUAAUUUCUCGUCUACCUACGCUCAUUGAACUCAGAUUUCCAGUGUUCUGCCUUCGCCCAACCAUCACGAGAGUUGCUGCAGGCUUGAGGCGACUCAAGACUCUUGAAGUCACGCGUGAAUAUUCGCAGCUCGAAGGCAGUGAGAAUACGACCUACUCAUGCAUGCUGCCGCGCGACGUAGAUGACCCCUACCCUGCACUUCGACAUCUCUCAUUCGCGGCCCACCGUCUUAAUGUCUUGACUUUCAUGCGACCGCUGAAUCGUCUCAACUUGACCACAUUCGGAUACCACAUGUUGGGUGGCAAUUCCUGGCUCGUCGCUCUACCUGAAGACCUGGAGAGACCUGGAGGCGCAAAGACGUCUCCAACGUUUGGCCUCGAAGUGCUUUCGUUGAUCUGUCGAUUCCCCCGCCUCAAGUCAUUCUCCAUUCAUGCCGCGCAUCCGUUAAACAUCACCGAAGAACAGCUGUCGGGGCUUGCUACUGGGUGGACGGCCAUAGAGGAGCUCGAUCUAAACAAAACACCUCUCAUACGUUCCCAGUCUUCGCUUCCUCUCAAAUCUCUCCUUCAUUUCAGGAACUGUCGAAACCUCCGUUUCCUGGGCCGGUAUCUCAGAAUCGACGACGACGACGAGUUUCCCUCUAUACCGUCGCACCCAGACGAAGCAUUGAUGUUUCCCUACACCGUCAUAGAUCUCGGGUCAUCAUCCUGCAAGGUUCACUACUUGAACUGUCUAAAUCCGCUGUUUCUCAGAGAUAUCGCGCUUUUAUUUGCUGCGAUUCUCAGAGACCCGAAUCGUCUUCGAUGGAAUCAUGGUGGUAGUUCCUCAGACGGCGACGACCAACCUGAGCCCGAUGAGAGGACCCCAUUAGAAGAUCGUACACGUAGCCACAGCAUUCAGAGCAUCACUGCGUUCUUCAGGACGUUCGUGAAGGAGCGAGUGGUGCAGGAUAUGUUAAAGAGGGAGUUGGCCGCUCGCGAGAGAUCUCACGCGUUUGAGCUUCAACGGGCGAGAGAGGAUGUGGAGAGCCUUCGACGAGAGUUGCAGCGGAAUAUUGCAUAA